AGAGGAGGCUGCUUCCCUCACCUGGAAGGCAGAUUGCCCCUAUUAUGCUAAGGCAGAACUCCUUGCUGAUUAUUUGCAGAAAAACCUGCCUCACUUCAGGAUACACAAGAUUACUCAGCAUCCAGACAACUGGGAGAAGUGGCUGCAGGAGAUCUGUGAACAGAAUGGAUGGAAACAUAAGCGCUCUCCAAUUAUUUGGAGGGAAUUGUUGGAUCGUGGAGGAAAGGGACUUCUUCUGGGAGGAUUCAAUGAAUUCCUUGAACACGCCCAGCAAUACUAUAACAUCACAUCCGACAUGAUGACUGAAGAGAUGCUCGCAAUAGCCAAGGAGAACUUGCAGACUCACAAAGUGGUUGACCAAGAGGAGGAAGAACUUAAAAGCCUUAUCAAUCCAUUGCACAUUUGGAUAAACAGAGCAUCAGCUGGUAUCUGCUAUCAUCUGAUCCCUUUGUUACUCAAUGGGGAAAUAUUUGGAAUGGAAACUGAGAUCAGCCUCCACUUGCUUGACAGAAAGGGCUGCGAAGAACUUCUUGAAGCUACCGUUAUGGAAACUCAGGACUUGGCGUCCCCUGUCCUUCGUGGUAUCACUAUGUACACUGAACUGGACGACCAGACUUUUCUCGAUGCUGAAGUCAUCAUUUUGCUUGAUGACGUCCUUCAAGAGGCAAUCCCGUCUUUUGAAGAAUGCAUCCAGCAAGUUAUCAAUCAAUGCGAAAUGUAUGGUCCUCUGAUAGAGAAGAAUGCUAGAAGUAACGUCAGAGUUGUUGUGAUGGGGAAAACCUUUGUCAACCUUAAGACAUGGAUGCUUAUUACACAUGCUCCAUCCAUCAACCCUCAGAAUAUUGUCACUGUAUCCCUGCUCUUGGAAAAUGAAGCCAAGGCCAUGCUGGCAAGAAAAAUGGGAAUGCAUCCAUCAGGAAUAAAAAAUCUCAUAGUCUGGGGUAAUAUCAGUGGGAACAGCUUCAUCGAUCUGAGUAAAACACAGCUCUAUAGAUAUGACAGCGCCAUCUGGGGCCCACCAGACUUUUUCCGUGAAUUGAUGGAUGUCCUGUUUGAUCGUGAAUGGAUACGAGCAGAGUUUCUGACUGCGAUGAGUUUGUUGAGUUCCUGGGAAAUUCAUUGCGUAGGCAUUGCGCCAGCACAUGCCAUUUUCACUGUGCUGAAGUACUGGUACCUGGACUCCCCUCCAGGAGAACUGGUCUCUCUGGGAGUACUCAGUGAAGGUCAGUUUGGGAUUCCUGAGGGAAUUGUCUACUCCAUGCCUGUAACUUUCCAGAAUGGCAGCUGGAAGGUCUCUACAGAUCUACAAAUUAGUGAGAAAAACCAAGAAUAUCUUCAGAAUCUAACCUAUGAUCUGAUUCGGGAAAAGCAAGUUGCAUUAGGUGAAGUAGAAGAAUUGUAUCCAGAGAGAAAAGUCAGCCCUGUGCCACAUUUAGCAGAGGAAGAUGAAAGCCUCCAAGCUGAGGAGGAGGGUAACUCAACAAAAUAUUUUAAAUAUAUUAUUUUAUUGGGGGGAAAUUGAGGGCACAUUUGUUUACCCAGGUUUUGGGCAGGUAAAGAUAUUUUUAUGUUUAAAGCAGUGAUGGUUUUGAGAAUGCUUGUAAUUAUUGGAGACUUUGCUU
Molecule: messenger RNA, 1622 nt
Organism: Lacerta agilis (Sand lizard)
Lineage: Eukaryota; Metazoa; Chordata; Lepidosauria; Squamata; Lacertidae
Gene: MDH1B
Product: malate dehydrogenase 1B
Exons: 10
Coding region: 296-1522 (408 amino acids)
Biological process (GO): oxaloacetate metabolic process; tricarboxylic acid cycle; malate metabolic process
Molecular function (GO): L-malate dehydrogenase (NAD+) activity
Source: RefSeq, a predicted model, not a curated record